Scophthalmus maximus (turbot) is the source of this 2447-nucleotide messenger RNA. RefSeq names its product hydroxy-delta-5-steroid dehydrogenase, 3 beta- and steroid delta-isomerase 1 (gene hsd3b1). Bases 254 to 1378 code for a protein of 374 amino acids. NCBI's taxonomy places the organism in Eukaryota, Metazoa, Chordata, Actinopteri, Pleuronectiformes, Scophthalmidae. The transcript is spliced from 3 exons. The record is from RefSeq and is a predicted model, not a curated record. Gene Ontology annotation, biological process: steroid biosynthetic process. Gene Ontology annotation, molecular function: 3-beta-hydroxy-Delta5-steroid dehydrogenase (NAD+) activity.
UUUACGAGAAAAAAAAAGAGGUUCCAUCCCACAUUUGUUCUGCAGCUCACAUUCCUCGGCGGCGCGGCGACUUGGGCCCGGCCCAGAUCUUUUCCGAUUACAUUUCUGGGCGUACAUAAGUGGAUGGGUUGAGGACGAGGGGGCAGAAGGUGCCGCGCUCUCUUCUCCCACUGACUUUUGCUCCCGACGGAACUCUUCAGAAAGGAUCUCGGAGAGGAGGAGGACAGAUUUGAUUUUUCUCCCUUCUCCCGCCAUGUCUCUGAGAGGUGAAGUGUGCCUGGUGACGGGGGCCGGCGGCUUCCUGGGGAAGAGGCUGGUGCGGCUGCUGCUGGAGGAGGAGAAGACGGCCGAGAUUCGGCUGCUGGACAAACGCGUACAGCCGGACCUCCUGCAAACGCUGGAGGGCUGCCGAGGCGACACCAAGCUGAGUGUUUUCGAGGGCGACAUCCGGGACGGAGACUUCGUGAGAGACGCCUGUCGCGGGGCGUCGGUCGUCUUCCACAUCGCGGCCAUCAUCGACGUCAAUGAGUCGGUGGAGUACAGUGAAAUCUACGGGGUCAAUGUCAAAGGGACGCAGGUGCUCCUGGAGGCGUGUCUCCAGGAGAACAUCGCGUCCUUCAUCUACACCAGCACCAUCGAGGUGAUGGGACCGAACCCCCGGGGCGAGCCCCUGGUCAACGGCAGCGAGGACACGGUGUACGACUGCUCCCUCAAGUUUUCCUACAGCAAGACCAAGAAGGAGGCGGAGCAGAGAACCCUGCUGGCCCACGGCGAGGCGCUCCGGAACGGCGGCCGCCUGGCCACCUGCGCCCUCAGGCCCAUGUACAUCUUCGGGGAGGGCUGCAGCUUCCUGCUGAGGCACAUGGGCGACGGGAUCCGGAACCGGGACGUUCUGUUGCGGAUGUCCCUACCGGAGGCCCGCGUGAACCCCGUCUAUGUGGGCAACGUGGCCGCGGCCCACCUGCAGGCGGCCCGCGGCCUCAAGGACCCGCAGAAGAGGAACGCGAUGGGGGGGAAGUUCUACUUCAUCGCCGACGACACGCCGCCCGUGAGCUACUCGGACUUCAACCACGUCGUGCUGUCGCCUCUGGGCUUCGGCAUUCAGGAGAAGCUCCCGCUGCCGCUCGGCCUCCUCUACGCGCUCUGCUUCGUGCUGGAGAUGCUGUGCCUGAUGCUGCGGCCGCUGCUCCGCGUCACCCCGCCGCUGAACCGGCAGCUCGUCACCAUGCUGAACACGCCGUUCACCUUCUCCUACCAGAGGGCCAAGCGGGACCUGGGAUACGAACCCCGAUACAGCUGGGAGGAGGCGCGCAAGAACACCACCGAGUGGCUCGCGUCGCAGCUGCCGAAGGAGCGGGAGCGAAUCAGAGCUAAAUGAUUCGGUUGAAAGAUGUUGGCAGCAUAUCGACCGUGUCUCACGAAGUCACGUGUGUAAACAACAGCAAAUUGUUCGAUUAAAGCUACAGUGUGUAAGGUUUAGACGAACUUAUUCGCCAGAAAUUGGAUAUAUUGUCAAUAACUAUGUGUUCAAAUAUGUAUAAUCAUCAGGUGGACCCGACCUCCGUGUGAGUCUCCGUGUUUGCUACGUCGUGUUGAGUGCGGUUGUUGCACAAAACGGUUCCAGAAUACGGCGCACCGGAAUCAGCAGUGCGCCGUCAUAAAGUGUCCCCUGUCGGUCGCUCGGUUGGUUCCGGUUUGCGACUUUUACCACCAGAUUCCGCCAGAAAACUACAAAAGUGACACACCGUGGCUUUAAAGUAUUUUUAAAUUAAUGUAUUUGGCAAGUUGCAAAUAUGUUGAUACUGAACAUGAAAUAUUCACACUUUUUCAAAAUAGCCACUCUUGCAGUACAGUAUUCAUUCAUCCAUAAAAUGUCCUCAUUUCCUCUGCAGUAUCAUGUUUGUUGUUACCACGAUCUCACUGAGGAAACAGUUCAGUUGUAUAUGAAUGUAAUUUCUUGGAGACCAUAAACAAAUUUAAUAAUAAAUGUUUUUUGUAAUAAAACACGGUGAUGUAAGUAAUCAAUUCAUUGAUUACCUAAUUCAUAAUUGAUGCAUGACGCGUUGAAUCCACUCAUGAAUAAUGUUGGAUGAAAUCCUGAAUAAGUGUUGUCACUAUGAGUUCAUGUUCUCGUUAUAUUAAGUGUUAUUAGUAGUUAUUAUUAACUUGUGUAGUAAUUCCAUACAGAAAUGAAUAUGUGCCAUCAAAUCGGCUGCAAUCCAGUUACACAAGAAACUAAAAAAAUCUGAUCCAUGUCAUAUCCUUCAUAUUCACACAGAACUAUGGAAAUAUGUUUUUCUUUUUCACGCUCCUUGCUGACAUAUGUCUGUCCCCUGAUUUUUACCUGUACAUUUUUGUUUUUAUCGCACCUUGCUCCUCUUUCUUCUUUUGCCACACUUCUCUCAUCGACAACGUGAAAUAAUAUCUGAAUAAAACUAAAUGCGGCA